UAUUAUGCUAAUGGUUGUUUUGCUCGCCCUCGCGGGGAGCGGGGUUUAAAAGCCGGGAGCCGGGGGAAGGGGCUCAGAGGCGGAGGCAGGGCCGGAGCGCGCUUGGCACAGGACUGGACGAGACGGGACGGGCGGCGAGGGGAGCGGCGGGGGCGGGCGGCCACGCACCCACCCACCCCGCGGCGAUGUCCGACGUGCACCUUUCGGGUGCGGCGGCGGCUCCGGAGCGCUUGGCGGCCCUGCGAGCGCUGCCCGUGCCCGGCCGCAGCGCGGUCUGCAGGAGCUUAUUCGGGCCGGUGGACCACGAGGAGCUGGGCCGGGAGCUGCGGAGCCGCCUGCGGGAGAUGGGCGAGGACGACCAGCGUCGCUGGGACUACAACUUCCACACCGACACGCCGCUGCCCGGGCCCGGCCGCCUGCGCUGGGAGGAGGUGGAGGGCGGCACCGUGCCCGCAUUCUACCGGGAGACGCUGCAGGUGGGCCGGCACCGCGUUCCCCUACGCCGUGCCCCCCCGGCCCCGCCGUCCAUCGCCAAUAUCGCCGCCGCCAAAGCUCCGGGGGGGCCGGGGGCGCGUCUGAGCCGGGAGAACCGCGCCGCGCCCCGCCGACGUGCGCUACGGCCCCGACGGAGCGGCCCCACGACCCGUAUCACAGAUUUCUUCGCCAGGAGGAAAAGGCCGGCCGAGCCCAAAGCGGCGGCCGAGCGCCCCGCGGGCUGUCCGCAGCCCCCCGCCGCCGUGCCGGCUGAGCACACCCCCCGCAAGCGGCUCCGCUGAGCCAGGUGAGGAGCUCCGGGGAAGCCAAAGGGAGGGGGAGGAGCGGACGCAGCCUUAACCACGUCUCUCUCCCCUCGCUUCUAACUCCCCUCCUCCUCUUUAUCCCUUCAGCAUUUUGCACUACGGCACCCACGGGAGAGGCGCGCAGCCCGCAGGCGCCGUGCCCCGGAGUUGCGGGCAGCCGGGACCCCCCCGCACCGCGCCCGGCCCGGGACCCGCAGCGCCGCCGGAGCGGGGACGGAGCCGCAGCCGCAGCGCCCGCCCGCCGGGAGCGGCUGCGCACGGAGCAGUGUUAACGUACGAGUGUGCAAUGUGUGACGUUGUGUACAGAAAUGUAUUAUGCCUAAUGUGAGUACACUGGCCAGAAGUGUAAAGCUUUAAAGGAGGGGAGGAAAAAAAAAAAGUCAUUUAUAUGGAAAUGUUUAAUCUCUGCUGAUCUCUCAGUUAAAAAAAAAAAAAAAAAAAAGCCUAAGAAAAAAAGGAGAAAGAAGAAAGAAGCAAGUGUAUAUUUGUACAAAACUUUUUUUUUUUUUAAGAGUUAUACUAACUUAUAUUUUCUAUUUAUGUCAGAAACGUGGAUAACUGGUUGACAUCCAAUAGUCGUCUUUUUUUUCUUUGUUUGGUUUCGUUAAGCCAAAAGGCACUAUAUUUGCUUUUGUUAUUUACAAAAUGUAAAUUUAUUUUUAUAGUCGAAUUUUGUUUGGGGUUUUUUUUUGUUUGUUUGUUUUUUGUUUUUUUUUUUUUGGCCUUCACAUGAUGUAGUAAUGAACCCAGCAGUUUAUACCCUUUACUUGAAGACAAGUUCCUAUAGUUCCUGAGCCUGUCUGUUCCGCUGCCAGUGCCAGUAAUGCCACAACCUCCAAUAAUAAAAACGUCCCAGGACCCCCUGCAA
Molecule: messenger RNA, 1668 nt
Organism: Tympanuchus pallidicinctus (lesser prairie-chicken)
Lineage: Eukaryota; Metazoa; Chordata; Aves; Galliformes; Phasianidae
Gene: CDKN1C
Product: cyclin dependent kinase inhibitor 1C
Exons: 2
Coding region: 186-776 (196 amino acids)
Biological process (GO): regulation of cell cycle
Cellular component (GO): nucleus
Molecular function (GO): cyclin-dependent protein serine/threonine kinase inhibitor activity
Source: RefSeq, a predicted model, not a curated record